Messenger RNA from Entamoeba invadens IP1, 611 nucleotides. RefSeq lists its product as hypothetical. Lineage: Eukaryota; Evosea; Mastigamoebida; Endamoebidae. The annotation marks the transcript as partial. The record is from RefSeq and is a predicted model, not a curated record. The transcript has 2 exons.
AUGCUCACUAUCUUAUCGAUUGUCAACGUUAUUGCAUUUUCUUUCCUUUCUGUCUUUCUUGUGUUUUUCAGUUUCAUACCUUUAUACUAUCGAUUUUUUGUGUUUAUAGUCAGGUUUUCAGAACAAGAGAUUUUAACUCCAAACAAUGCAGACAAUACAAUUCAACAUCAAAUAUAUUGGAAUGGAAUUCCUACAUACUCAGAAAAAACGUUGAUCGAUUACAACAAGAAAUUUGAUGUUGAAAAAUCAAGUAAUCAUUCAACAAAAGAUCUCGAUCCUCUCAAAUUUUUAACUGAAGGAAAACAAGACAAAAUUGAACAAACGUUUCAUUUUAAAAGGGCACUGAGUACUUGUCAUUUAUGUAAUAAAUUUAAUGAGUCUCAGACUCAAAUUGAUUUAUCAAAAAUGAACGAAAAACUCCCAUCUGUGUGUCAGGGGCGUAUUGAUGCGGUCUGGCUUUGGGUCAAUGGGAGUGAUGAAACAUGGCGUUCUUCACACAAAAAAUUCAAUCAAAAAUUCGAAGAGAAUAGAUUUAGGGAGACAGGCACUUUAAAAUAUUCAAUGAGGAGUGUUUUCAAAUAUCUUCCUUAUAUCAAAAAUUCUUUUUGCUG